CGGCCCCGGCCCCGGCCCCGGCCCCGGCCCCGCGCGAGAGGCGUGUGCGGCUGCACCGUGUGCCGGCUGUUGACACAUGUGGACCAACACUGACGUCCUAUUUCAGCAAUGUUGCUUUGACUCCCUCCUGUUUUCAGAAGCAUCGAGAGAGAUUUCAUACCUAAGCUGCAGUCAUUCAGAUUUCUGACAUCACAUCACUUGACUUGGGGAGAGGCUCCUUCUGCUUCCUCUGAGGUCAAAAGCCAAACUCCAUUGACUUCUGUGAGAGCAGCACCCAUCUCAAUUAGAUAGUUGGAACCUGCUGCUUAACUCCCUUGAGCCACGGCAACAUGGAUUAUUGAGCUAACAUGCAAAAUUCAACACAUUUGGAGAGUUGUGGGGGAAGACGCAGGGAAAGUGAAUCUCAUCUGAACAAGAAAGUGAAGUACAUUUUAAAACUCAUUUAAAACAACCUCAAACCUUAACCUGAACAUGCAGGUUAAAUUAUGAAGCAUCCUCCCCUCAGUAACCCUGGCCUUUGGGUAAGAAGAGCCGCUUUUCGCUAUGCAAGAUGCACAGAUCUUUCUUCUGUAAUCGCUGGAGGAGUCUUCGAUGUAUUCACUUACUGUUAUUUAAGGAGCCUCUACUAGGUGUUUCUGGGUUACUUUUCUGAACAAACAGAAAGAAGUGGUAUUCAAGAUGCUUAUAAAGGAAUAUCGUAUUCCUCUUCCUAUGAGUGUGGAAGAAUAUCGGAUUGCCCAGCUGUACAUGAUACAGAAAAAAAGCAGAGAGGAGACAAGUGGAGAAGGCAGUGGAGUGGAGAUCCUGGAGAACAGACCGUAUAUGGAUGGUCCAGGUGGCAAUGGGCAGUAUACACAUAAAGUAUAUCAUAUUGGUAUGCACAUACCCAGUUGGUUCAGGUCUAUCCUGCCAAAGGCAGCAUUAAGAGUUGAAGAGGAGUCCUGGAAUGCAUAUCCUUACACAAGGACAAGGUACACGUGCCCUUUUGUGGAGAAGUUCUCUAUUGAUAUUGAAACGUACUACAAAGCUGAUCCAGGAGAGCUUUUCAAUGUGUUCAACCUUUCUCCUGCAGAAAAAAGACAGACAACUCUUGAUCCUAUUGAUAUUGUUAAAGACUCUAUCCCUCUACAUGAAUACAAGGCGGAAGAGGAUCCCAAGCUUUAUAAAUCUCUGAAGACAAGAAGAGGGCCACUCUCAGAAGACUGGAUUGAGGAGUACACGAACAACCCUGGGAAAUAUCCGAUCAUGUGUGCAUAUAAACUCUGUAAAGUAGAGUUCCGAUACUGGGGAAUGCAGUCCAAAAUCGAGAGGUUCAUCCAUGACGUUGGCCUGCGGAAGGUGAUGGUCCGGGCACAUCGGCAGGCGUGGUGCUGGCAGGAUGAAUGGUAUGGGCUCACCAUCGAGGACAUCCGACAGCUUGAGAAGGAGGCGCAGCUGAUGCUGGCUCAGAAGAUGGCCCAGUUCUGCUUCAACGAAAAUGAGACGGAGCAGCACAGCAACAAGGACUCUCCAGGCGAGAAGGAUGCUGAAGCCAAGGCCCUUUCCUCUGCUGAUGCAGAGCAUGCCACGGAUAACAGUGAAGCUGGUUCAGGGAGAGGGCUAACUAAGCAGUGGUCCACGUCUUCCAAGUCCUCACGGUCUUCAAAAAAAGGAGCAAGCCCCUCACGCCAUAGUAUCUCCGAGUGGAGGAUGCAGAGCAUUGCCAGAGAUUCUGACGAUAGCUCAGAUGAUGAAUUCUUUGAUGCACAUGAGGAUUUGUCUGACAAUGAAGAACUGUUCCCAAAAGAAAUAACCAAAUGGAGUUCCAAUGAUCUGAUGGAUAAAAUUGAAACUCCUGAGUGCGAUGAUGUCCAGGAUGAUUUGUAUCACGAACCGUCAGCAGAAUACCAUAUUGGCUCCAGCGUGGAAAGGCUGAGCAUAAUUGAAGAUGAAUCUGCACAGCCAUUAAUGCAGCCAAGCAAAAUCCAUGUCCUCAUCUUGGUACUCCAUGGGGGGAACAUCCUGGAUACAGGAAGCGGCGAUCAGAGUUCUAAACAAGGGGACGUCAAUACCAUCACGACAGUGUUUGACACGGUCAUGAGAGUGCAUUACCCAGCUGCUCUUGGACGUAUUGCUAUCAAGCUAGUCCCUUGCCCAGCCAUCUGCUCGGAAGCCUUUUCACUGGUGUCUAACCUCAGCCCUUACAGCUAUGAUGAAGGCUGCCUUUCCAACAGUCAGGAUCACAUUCCUCUCGCUGCCCUUCCUCUGCUAGCCACAUCAUCCCCCCAGUAUCAGGAGGCGGUAGCCACAGUGAUUCUGAGAGCCAAUCAAGCUUACAGUGACUUCAUCAAAUCACAGGAAGGCACAUCGUUCACUGGCCAGGUCUGCUUGGUAGGGGACUGUGUAGGAGGAAUCCUGGGGUUCGAUGCCUUAUGUUAUAGCAAUCAGACUGUGUCUGAGAGCCAAAACAGCAGCCGGCGAGGAAGCGUGGUGAGCGUGCAGGACACCGACCUCUUGUCCCCUGGAAUAGCUGUGAACAACAGUUACUGUUCCACCAGCUCCAAUCUGGAAGCCAGCAGACACCUCAGCCGGAGCAACAUUGAUAUUCCUCGCAGCAAUGGAGAGGAUCCAAAGCGGCAACUGCCACGAAAAAGGAGCGAUUCGUCAACCUAUGAACUAGACACAAUAAAGCAGCAUCAGGCAUUCCUAUCAAGUUUACAUUCUAGUGUGCUGAGAAAUGACCCGGGGUCCAGGAGAUCUAGCAGCUCCACAAUGCUGGAUGGAGGAAACCUUGGGAAGUUUGAAUUUGAGAUCACUGAUUUUUUCCUGUUUGGGUCUCCCUUGGGCUUGGUCCUUGCUCUGAGGAAAACAGUCAUUCCAGCUCUUGACAUCUUUCAGCUCAGACCAGCCUGUCAGCAGGUCUAUAACCUGUUCCAUCCUGCAGACCCCUCUGCCUCUCGCUUAGAGCCUCUCUUGGAAAAGAAAUUCUACCUGUUGCCCCCCUUCAAUAUUCCACGCUACCAGAGGUUCCCGUUGGGCGACGGCAAUUCUGCUCUUUUGGUUGAGACAGUCCAGAACAGCCCCAUCCUCCUCAUGGAAAGCAGCCCAUUGGUUGCUCUCCAGCGCCAGGACAACUUCAUGGAAACCAGUAUCCCUGUUCCUGUUCUGAAUUGGCAAGAUGUUUCCAAUAAAAAUGCUGUUUUUGCUGAGUCAGAUGUUGUUCAGUCUCAUGGUGCCGUCUUCAUGGAAAACGCGUCCCUGUCCACCCCUAUUACAGCCCCUCAGUUCAGGGGGUUCCGGAGAGCCAGUGAGAUCAGCAUUGCCAGCCAGGUCUCAGGAAUGGCAGACAGUUACACUGCUUCCAACAUAGCCAACAAAACCAAAACUCAUCUUAACCAUUGCAAAGGUUUUAGCCUCCUGUCCCUCCUUGCCCUCCCUCACAAAUCCCCUACCCAGACCUCAUCCAAAAGGCAUAGACAGCUCAAACCCGAAAUGCCACAGAGUCCCUUAGGACGAAGGUUUGAGGGGCCGUCGAGUCAGGAUCCAGACUGUGCGCUACAGACCCCCGACCUGGAUCUUGCACAAGUUGCUGCCAAGUGGUGGGGAACAAAAAGAAUAGACUAUGCUCUGUACUGUCCCGAUGCUCUGACAGCCUUUCCGACUGUCGCCUUACCCCACCUCUUCCAUGCCAGCUACUGGGAAUCCACAGAUGUCGUCUCCUUCCUGCUGAGACAGGUGAUGAGACACGAGAACUCGAGCAUCUUGGAGCUGGAUGGAAAGGAGGUCUCGGUGUUCACUCCAUCAAAGCCCAGGGAGAAGUGGCUGCGCAAGAGGACACACGUGAAACUCCGGAAUGUCACAGCCAACCACAGAAUAAAUGAUGCCAUUGUCAACGAAGAUGGGCCCCAGACCUUGACAGGAAGGUUCAUGUAUGGCCCUCUGGACAUGGUCACACUCACUGGGGAAAAGGUGGACAUUCAUAUCAUGACCCAGCCGCCAUCCGGGGAGUGGAUUUAUUUUGACACCGAAAUCAGCAACAGCAGCGGCAGGAUUUCUUACGUUAUCCCUGAGAACAAGCGCUUGGGGAUUGGCGUAUAUCCCAUCAAGAUGGUGGUCAGGGGGGACCACACGUUUGCAGACAGCUAUAUCACAGUUCUGCCCAGGGGGACGGAGUUUGUGGUCUUCAGCAUCGACGGCUCCUUUGCCGCCAGCGUGUCAAUAAUGGGCAGCGACCCCAAAGUCCGAGCGGGAGCGGUUGACGUAGUAAGGCACUGGCAAGACCUUGGCUACCUCAUUAUCUACGUCACAGGGCGACCUGACAUGCAGAAGCAAAGGGUGGUGGCGUGGUUAGCACAGCACAAUUUCCCCCACGGGAUAGUCUCGUUCUGCGAUGGGCUCGUCCAUGACCCGCUGCGGCACAAAGCCAACUUCCUGAAAUCCCUCAUUAUGGACCUCCACAUGAAGAUCCACGCAGCAUAUGGAUCCACUAAGGACAUUUCUGUCUACAGCUCCAUUAAUUUGCCCCCUACGCAUAUAUACAUCGUUGGCCGACCAACCAAGAAGCUACAGAGUCAGUGUCAGUUCAUUACGGAAGGGUACGCGGCCCACCUCGCCCAGCUGGAGUAUAACCACCGCUCCCGGCCGGCCAAGAACACCACCCGAAUGGCCCUGAGGAAAGGCAGCUUCGGUCUCCCCGGCCAGACCGAAUUUCUGCGCAAGAGGAACCACCUGCUCCGCACCAUCUCCUCGCAGCCCGUGGGGGCGAGCGGGGCUGGCCACCGGCCCGAACGCACGCAGAGCCAGUCGGACAGUGACAAGGAGAGGGAGCGGGAGCGCAGCCAAAGAAGCAUGAGCAUUGCCACGGGGUGCUGGGGCCGGAGCGCGGUGAUCAAACUGGAACCUGGCGUUUUGGGUCAGAAGUAGAGCCAGAGGGAAGCCAGCAGCGGUCGGCCACGGCCG
Messenger RNA from Alligator sinensis (Chinese alligator), 4938 nucleotides. It is a transcript of the gene PITPNM2, whose product is annotated as phosphatidylinositol transfer protein membrane associated 2. The transcript has 29 exons. The coding region runs from base 679 to 4902 and encodes 1407 amino acids. Gene Ontology annotation, cellular component: cytoplasm. Gene Ontology annotation, molecular function: phosphatidylcholine intramembrane carrier activity; phosphatidylinositol binding; phosphatidylinositol transfer activity. NCBI's taxonomy places the organism in Eukaryota, Metazoa, Chordata, Crocodylia, Alligatoridae. Gene Ontology annotation, biological process: phospholipid transport. The record is from RefSeq and is a predicted model, not a curated record.